Molecule: messenger RNA, 1983 nt
Organism: Carya illinoinensis
Lineage: Eukaryota; Viridiplantae; Streptophyta; Magnoliopsida; Fagales; Juglandaceae
Exons: 6
Coding region: 294-1571 (425 amino acids)
Molecular function (GO): DNA-binding transcription factor activity
Source: RefSeq, a predicted model, not a curated record
GUUUUGAGUUUUGAAAAAAUAUAGGCUUUUUUAUUUUUAUUUUUGAUAAUAAUAUAGGCUUUUUAAAUUUCUUUAUUUCUGUUUGUGUUGAAAUAUAUUAUAUAUCUAUAUCCGAUCUGUCUCCCAGACAAAGAACUGGGUCUCAGGAAAAUCAGAAACCUCUCAGAUACUUCUGUCUGUACACACACUGCUUUCUAUCUCUCCCUCUAAGUCUUUGCUCAAAACUUGGCUACGUUCUGGGUUUGUUCUUCAAAUUCGUUAUCCUGCGAGAUUUGGGAUGGAAAAGAACAAGAAUGGAUAAAGCGGAUCAAACCCAGAAGUAUAACAAUGGCGGGAGUGGUGGUGGUAUCGGCGGCGUUGCUAGAUCUUCCAGAAACCCAAAGCAAAAGAAAGCCCCACAGAGAGGACUUGGGGUCGCGCAGCUUGAAAAGAUCAGGCUAGAAGAACAGAAAAAGAAAGAUGUAGCUGCAAUUUUGUCACCGCCAGCUUCAUUCUCAGAGAGAAAAUCUUCCUUUCUAUCUUUGCCAAUUCCAACUUACCACCAUUCUAAUCCAUCUUCAUGCUCAAUUCCCUUUCCUUCUCCAUCCCUGCCUGAUCUUUCAUCGCCAGAUUUGUUAAUCCGGCCACCUCAACCGGCUCAAAACAACGAUGUAAACAAUUCAAGCAGGGUAAAUAUUGGUGGGUUUGAAGCCGGAUGGUUGGGGAUUUCAGUGCCUGGGCAGGGCUGCGUGCCUAAAUUGUGGAACUCCCACGAGUAUAAUCUGGAAAAGGAUCUGGAAAAGGAGAAUUCUGGCAUGGAUCCCGGAUUGGCAUAUCGGUCGAAUUUGAAUUUGCCUUAUGAAUCGGACAACCAUAUUUGGCCUCUCCCUAGUUUGAUGCCAAGAACACAGCAAUAUCAGCAACAGCCAAUGGUGAAUGUCUCAUCAGGUACUUCAUCAUCAUCUGUACUAAAUUCUCGUAUGGAGCCCCCUUCAAACCAAAGCUAUUAUUGCAACUAUACACCUAUGUGGCCUCCUGAGGAAGAGAAGAUGGUUGGCACGAAGAGGCUGUAUCCAUUCUCUCUCGACAAUUCUUCAGGCCCCCCUUCCCACUACAAAUUACCUACCCUUGUUGCUCCUGUCAGAUCAGAUGAAUCAGCCUCAUGUGAAAACGUAGGCAUGUUUAAUUUUGAGGGCAGCAAUUCAAUUCUAAGAGAAAGACCCUUAUGGUCAACUUCCAUUUCCAACUCUAACAUGAAUUCAAAUAAAAACAUAAAAGAAAAUGAGGUUAUCAAAGCAGAGUUUCUGUCAUUAUCUCCCAGAAUCACUUCAACAUGUCCAAGCUCAAAGUUCAUACAGCAAUCAGCUUGUCUGGCCUCUCAAGAGCCCAAAUUCCAUGAUGAAUCACUACCUUAUCAAGGAAUUGUGGAAGACCCAAUAAUCAAGCCUGCAGGGUCAAGUCUGUUGAAUCGACAACCACCCUUUUAUUACUUCCUCCCACCUGCAAAGGAGCAAAUUGGCAAAGCGACAACCACUAAUAACAAUUGCAACGGCGGAGUAGUAGAAAGGAUUGAUCUGAAUUUAAAGUUAUAAAGGGCUUUGCCCAUUCUUCCAGUUUGUUUGACAGACUGUUUGUUCCUCUCUAUGAGACAAAAUAUACUAAGAGAUAAUCAUCCUAUAGUCUUGGUUGUUCUUUUGAAUAUUGCAGCAGGUUACAUACAAUAUAUCUCUAAAUCUGCAUAUGUAAGCUUGAGUAGAAAGGAAGCGAAUCUUUGGCAUGUGAAGAGUAAUGAGUAAAGAGAAGGGAGAGAUAGGGAGAAGUAGAUUUGUUUGUUAGAGUGUGUUGUGGUUUGAUGAAGUCGUGGUUGGUUUAGUGGGUGUUGAUUUUGGGGCCUUUUGCAUUAAUGUUUGUGAUGUGUGGUUGGUGGAUGGAUGGAGCCGCCACUAGAUUGGUAACAAACUGUUUGCGUUUGGAUUGUGGGAAUCUGACUGUGUUUUGUCUUCA